Messenger RNA from Fulvia fulva, 492 nucleotides. RefSeq lists its product as uncharacterized. Lineage: Eukaryota; Fungi; Ascomycota; Dothideomycetes; Mycosphaerellales; Mycosphaerellaceae. The record is from RefSeq and is a predicted model, not a curated record. The coding region runs from base 1 to 492 and encodes 163 amino acids. The transcript has a single exon.
AUGGACAAACCAAUCACUACAACCAAGCAAGUCAGUGACACCUCAACCUCCCUACACAACCCUCCAACUGACCGAUAUUCAAAGCCCACCAGCAUCCUCGCACUUCCCGCAGAACUCUGGUCCAAAAUCGGUAGACUCGUCAUCGACAAUUCCAAGCACCUCUCCACCCGUGACUUCAAACAUCGCAACAGCGAAUACCACCAGCCGCCCAUAACACGCACAUGCCGAAUCCUCCGCGAAGAACUGCUGCCGUACUUCUACGCCACGAAGAUCCACAUAGCUAUGGGAGCUGAUUACGACCUCGGAUCAUGGCUACGUGCCCUGGACCGGGAGACGCGGUGCUUCAUCGAUGGUAUCACCACGACGUAUCACGCCUCGAAAAAGGGGAAGCAAAGGGCACUCCUCGCGGAUUGGUGGAGAGUGGAUCUGAUGUUGAAGGAAGUCAGGAGGGUGGGCGAUGACAGUGCUUUGUACGCGAUUCGGUUCGUCUAA